UCUCUGCUGCGUUUCAUGAAUCUGCUCGGAGAACUCAACAUGAGAAUAAAGCGUCGGCCCAUGCUGUUCUCGGUCCUCCUCCUCCUCCUGUCGGCCCUCGGGCCGGGAUGGAGCGGGACGCCGGACACGUCGGCCCGGAGGCCGUCCUGCACCCGCUGCGACCUGCGGCGGUCCUGUAACUGCUCACACAGCAGCUUCACCAGAGUUCCCGCUGUGACGACGCGAGUCCUGUCGCUGGAUGUGUCCUUCAACAACAUCACCGUGGUGACCAGCGAUGACCUGGCAGGCCUCAAGCUGCUCACAGCGCUCUAUCUGCAGGGUAACGGUUUAGCUUCCAUCCAGCCGUCAGCCUUCGAUUCUCUGUGGAACCUGGUGGAUCUGGAUCUGUCCGACAACCAGCUGACUGCUGUGAACCAGCGAUGGUUCAGCGGCCUGGGAGCACUGCAGAGACUCAACCUGCUCAACAACCCGUACAGCUGUCUGGGCUCUCCAGUGUUUCAGGACCUGCUCCGCCUCAGGAGGCUGGACUUCGGAGGCCCGGCCCUGGAGGAGAUCAGAAAACGAGACCUGCAUGGAGUCAACCAGCUGGAGGAGCUGUCAGUGCAUGGCAACAACCUGGCCCGAUAUGAGUCCGGCGCUUUCGCAGACAUUUGGCCUCUUGGUGAAGUCACCCUGAAGCUGCACGGCCCGUUUUUAGCCAACCCCGCCUUGGCGGCGGCCGUACUGGCAGACGUGACGUACCCGGAGACCCACGUCACCCUGGAGGAUCUCCACCUGAUCCAGAACCGGUCCAUUCAGCCCUUCACCAAGGCGGCCACACGCAGGAUCAGACAGCUGACGUUCCGUAACUUGUCCCUGACGGAUGAAGCCAUUGUGAACUUUCUGGUGGCGAUGAAUGGAGUCCCGCUCACCUACAUGUCUUUUGAAGACAUCACGCUGACAGGCGAAGGCCGGUGGGAACCAGCAGGAUGGACAGAACACGAAAGCAUCGAUGAGUUGUCUGCUCGAAAUGUUGAGAUUCUGGAUGUCUUCAAGUUCCUUUCCUUGAUGGACAUGACAUUCCUGCUGAAGUACCCCAGGAAGGGGUCCUUCAUCAACUGUGGGGUGUUCGUGAUGCCCUGCAGAACGUCGCAGCUGCUGCUCAGCCUGCAGUACCUGGACCUGUCCGACAACCUGCUGACCGACCUCACUCUGACCGAGUCCCUGUGUGACGGAGGACGGACCCUGCAGGAUCUCCGAGUCCUCAACGUCAGCGGGAACGCCCUCAAGUCUCUGUCUUUGGUCAGCCAGUUGGUGUCGAAACACUCCAAGCUAACCCACCUGGACAUCAGCAGGAACGGCUACAGCUCCAUGCCGGCCCGGUGCCCCUGGCCCGCCGCCCUCAGACACCUCAACAUCUCCAGAGCCAAGCUGACCGCCGCCACUUCCUGUCUGCCAGCCACCCUCCAGGUGCUGGAUCUGAGCUACAACCACCUGAGGUCCUUCAGUCUGCUGCUUCCCGCUCUGAGAGAACUCGACCUCAGUGGGAACAAGUUGCUCCACCUGCCUCCUGGAGGCCUCCUUCCUCAACUAGAGACCCUCACCCUGCAGUCCAACGCCUUGAUCAUGUUCCACCUGUCAGAGCUGCGUUCGUUCCGGCGCCUGGAGAACUUCCAGGCCGCGAACAACAAGUUUGUCUGCUCCUGCGACUUCGUGGCCUUCCUGCAGUCGGGCCUGGCAGGAGGCGGAGCCAUGCGGCUGACCGACGACAAGGACGCCUACGUGUGCGACUCCCCCCUGGACCUGCAGGGGCAGCCGGUGGCUCGGGUGCAUCUCUCCCUGGCCUCGUGCCAUCAGGUUGUUGUGGUGUCGGUGAGCUGUGGACUGGUGCUGUUCUCAGGAACCCUGCUGAGCGUCGCACUGUGGCGCCUCCACGCAUUGUGGUACCUGAAGAUGACUUGGGCAUGGAUCAGAGCCAAACGUGGCUCCAGGCGCAGAAACAGGCUGCGAGGAGUCCCGGGUUCAGAGGCUCUGGUCUCCUUCGAUGCCUUUGUUUCCUACAGUGAACAAGACGCCAGCUGGGUGGAGAACCUGCUGGUGCCGGAGCUGGAGGAACCCAGCGAUGCUAACCAGGAGAGCCUCCAGCACGCCGCCCGGCCGCUCACGCUCUGCCUCCACAAGCGAGACUUCCUUCCAGGACGCUGGGUCAUGGACAACAUCAUGAGCGCCAUGGAGUGCAGCCGUCGCACCAUCUUCGUCCUCUCCGAGAGCUUCGUCCGGUCCGAGUGGUGCCGUUACGAGCUGGACUUCUCCCACUUCUGGCUCCUGGAUUGCGGCGCCGGCGGGGACGACGCCAUUUUGGUCCUUCUGGAGCCGCUGUCCAAGGACGACAUCCCCAAACGCUUCUGCAAACUCCGCAAGCUGAUGAGCUCCACCACCUACCUGGAGUGGCCCCAGGACGACGGGCGGAGGCCCAAGUUCUGGAGGAGUCUGCGAGACGCUCUGCAAGCCGACGAGAACCAGUGAUCGAAAAAAGACAGACAUCACGAGAAGGAACAGAGGAAAAUACAAGAGACCAGGAAAUAGAACAGAAAGGAAGAGGAAUGUGAUGAGAUGUAACAAAAUAUCAUGAAAAUCAGUUAUACAUUUUUAAAAAAAGCAAUGUAGAGUAUAUAGAACAAUUAAAAAUAGUGGAAAGCAACAAAACUGUAACAAAAUGUAAAAAAUAAUGCAAAGUGCUCACAGACAAAAGAAUGAUUAGAAAUUUGUGGGAAGCAAUAAAAUGUAGCAUAAGAAAUAGUAACAAUGUGGUGCAGAGUAGCAAAAAAAAAUAAUUGAGGCAAACAUCAUGAAAAAUGAUGAAAUGGAACCAAAGAUAAUGAGAGGAGCCAGAAAGAACAUUAAAUUCCUGAAGUUGUGAUUAAAUCGAUAGGUAUGGUGGUGCAUGGAGCAGAGGAGACAUUUCCACUUUAAUCUCAGCAUUCUAUUUCAACUUCUUUUCCUCCAUGGAGAAAAAAAAUAUCUUAAGGUUUUAGUUUGUUUUUUCUCAAGAAAAGAAAUAUUCACAGCUGUAAACUUCCAUCUGUAAAUGCACAAUGUUUUUUUUUAACCUCCAUUUUUUCUUCUUGAAAAUAUUUUUCAUUUAUAACAUGUUUUAGGAAGCAUUUACCCCCCCCCCCCCCCCCCAAAAAAAAAAAAAAAAAGGGGGAAUCAUAUUCCCAACGAGAUUAAUAAGAGUAAUAAAAGAGACAGAAUAUUAAAGUGCCAAUUACAGUAAUGGUAAAAGAGGAAAAAUGGAACAGCUACUAAAUUGAAAAGAUACAGAUGGGAGUGGGGAGGGGGGGAGGGAGUGGGGGAGGUGGGCCUGAAACGCUGUUCAUCACAGCAGAGGGUGUUGUGAUGUCUUUUUUGUUUGUUUGUUUUUUUUUAGCCUUGAGUGGAA
Molecule: messenger RNA, 3421 nt
Organism: Salarias fasciatus (jewelled blenny)
Lineage: Eukaryota; Metazoa; Chordata; Actinopteri; Blenniiformes; Blenniidae
Product: toll-like receptor 2
Exons: 12
Coding region: 16-2505 (829 amino acids)
Biological process (GO): toll-like receptor signaling pathway; inflammatory response; immune response
Cellular component (GO): plasma membrane; signaling receptor complex
Molecular function (GO): triacyl lipopeptide binding; transmembrane signaling receptor activity; protein binding
Source: RefSeq, a predicted model, not a curated record